AUGCAGAUUAAAAUCAAACACUCUCUGUUUGUGCUCCAAGACAGCUACAGCCCAGGUGAUGGAGUGUUACAUGUAGGUGCGAUAUUUGAGGAGAACGCCGUGCGGGACGACGAGGUGUUCCAGCUGGCCGUGUCGGACCUCGGUCUGAGUGACGACGUCCUGCACAGCGAGAAGAUCACCCACUCCAUUAAACUCAUCGAGCCCAACAACCCGUUCCAGGCGGUGCAGGAAGCCUGCGAGCUCAUGAACCAGGGCAUCUUGGCGUUGGUGACGUCCACCGGCUGCGCCUCAGCCAGCGCCCUGCAGUCUCUGACGGACGCCAUGCACAUCCCGCACCUGUACAUCCAGAGGAACGGCGACGGCUCUCCCAGGACGGCCUGCCAGUUCAACCCGAGCCCCGGCGGGCAGCGCUACACGCUGGCCGCCCGGCCGCCCGUACGCCUCAACGACGUCAUGCUGACGCUGGUGGAGGAGCUGCGCUGGCAGAAGUUCAUCGUCUUCUACGACGUCGAAUACGACAUCCGCGGCCUGCAGGGCUUCCUGGACCAGACGUCCCGUCAGGGGGUGGACGUGGCUCUGCAGAGGGUGGACAGGAACAUCAGCAAGGUCUUCACCAACCUCUUCACCACCAUGAGGACCGAGGAGCUCAACCGGUACCGGGACACGUUACGCCGAGCCUUCGUGCUGCUCAGCCCCCAGGGAGCGCACGUCUUCAUCCAACAGGCGGUGGAAACCAACUUGGCCUCCAAAGACAGCCACUGGGUGUUUGUGAACGAGGAAAUCGGCGACACAGACAUUCUGGAGCUGACCCACAGUGCUCUGGGGCGCAUGACGGUGAUCCGGCAGAUCUUCCCGCUGUGGAAGGACAGUCAGAGCCGCUGCAUGAGGCAGAACCACCGGAUCUCCUCGCUGCUGUGUGACCCGCAGGAAGGAUACCUGCAGAACCUGGAGGUGUCCAACCUCUACCUGUACGACAGCGUGCUGAUGCUGGCCAACGCCUUCUACAGGAAGCUGGAGGACAGGAAGUGGCACAGUAUGGCCAGUCUGAACUGCAUCAGGAAGUCCACCAAGCCGUGGAACGGAGGCUGGUCCAUGCUGGAGACCAUCCAGAAGGUAAGAGGUCAAACUUUGAUUGUCUGCUCUGAAAAGAGACACAAUAUUUACACUGCAGAGAAUAUCUUAGGGACAACACUUGCGACAACAGCAGGACGCUGUUACAGGAAACUGGCCACCUGGGACUCGGUCCACGGACUGAACGGCAGCCUGAAGGAGAGCCGGAUAGAGAACGGCAUGCAGGGAGUGACGGUUAAAGUGGUCACCUUACUGGAGGAUCCCUUCGUCAUGGUGGCAGAGAACAUCCUCGGGCAGCCCAAGAGGUAUAAAGGAUUCUCCAUCGACGUCCUGGACGCCCUCGCCAAAAUCCUGGGCUUCAAAUACGAGAUCUACCAGGUAACAGACAGUAAAUAUGGCUCCCAGCUUCCCAACGGCUCGUGGAAUGGAAUGAUCGGUGAUCUCAUCAACAAGAGAGCCGACCUUGCCGUGUCAGCCAUCACCAUCACGCCGGAGAGGGAGAACGUGGUGGACUUCAGCAAGCGUUACCUGGACUACAGCGUGGGCAUCCUGCUGAGGAAACCCGAGGAGAAGAUCAACAUCUUCUCCCUGUUCGCCCCGUUCGACCUGGCCGUCUGGGCCUGCAUCGCCGCUGCCAUCCCCGUGGUGGGAGUUCUCAUCUUCCUGCUCAACAGGCUGCAGGCGCUGCGCUCCUCUUCCUCCCUUAAUGCACCAGGACCGCUAUCCAACGGGGUGGGUCCGGGCACGCUGCACAGUGCCAUCUGGAUCGUUUAUGGAGCAUUUGUGCAGCAAGGAGGGGACGGCGUGGUCGGCUCUGUGGCUCUGAGGAUCGUCAUGGGCAGCUGGUGGCUCUUCACGCUCAUCGUGUGCUCGUCCUACACUGCCAACCUCGCGGCGUACCUCACCGUGUCACGCAUGGAUCACGCCAUACGGUCCUUCCAGGACCUGGCGAGGCAGAUCGACGUGGACUACGGCACGGUGCGGGACUCUGCCGUGUACGACUACUUCAUGAACAAAGGCACCAACCCUUUGGAGCAGGACAGCACCUACGCCGAGCUGUGGAGAACCAUCAGCAGGAACAACGGCAUGGACUACUCCGUGUCCAGCCCGUCCGAGGGCAUCCGCAAGGCCAAGAAGAGUCCCUACGCCUUCCUGUGGGACAUGGCGGUGCUGGAGUACGCAGCGCUGACGGACGACGACUGCACCGUCACGGUGACAGGAAACAGCAUGAGCAGCAAGGGCUACGGCAUCGCCAUGCAGCACGGCAGCCCCUACAGAGACCUGUUCUCCCAGAAGAUCUUGGAGCUGCAGGAGAAGGGCGACCUGGACAUCAUGAAGCAGAAGUGGUGGCCCCGGACCGGCCGCUGCGACCUCAGCAGCCACGCCAGCACCCAUCCCGACGGCCGCUCCCUCAAGCUGCACAGCUUCGCCGGCAUCUUCUGCAUCCUGGCCGCCGGCCUGCUGCUGGCCUGCCUGGUGGCCGGGCUGGAGGCGUGGUGGAACAGCAACCGCUGCCGCCAGGAUCAGCCCAAAGAGGACAAGGAGGUGAACCUGGAACAGGUGCAUCGUCGUAUGAACAGUCUUUUGGACGAGGACUUGGUCCACAAGCAGAUCCCCGGCCCCUCUAUCGAGAUCUCUGCGCUGGACAUCGGCAGCAUGCAGCCCAGCCAGGCGUCCCUGGUGCCCGGCCCGGAGUCCAGGCGGGACUACCCGCCCUCGGGCCUCGCUGUGACCACCUACCUGCCCGGGGAGGGGGGGCCACCUCCCCCGCUUCCCCAUCCUCACCAUGGGGGGACCCUAGGCAGGACACUGCCCCCAUCCCAGGUCCCUGGCAGCACCACGUUGCCCCCGCACCACCCGCUCAGCAGCACCAUGCAAUGCAAACACAGGGCCCCCAACGGGGGGCUGUUCCGGCAGAGUCCUGGCAAGAUGCCAAUGUCCUACCAGGCAGUCUCCGGAGGACCCAGACCCGAAGCCAUUGAUCCCUCCCACAGUACGUCCAUAUAG
Molecule: messenger RNA, 3078 nt
Organism: Nematolebias whitei (Rio pearlfish)
Lineage: Eukaryota; Metazoa; Chordata; Actinopteri; Cyprinodontiformes; Rivulidae
Product: glutamate receptor ionotropic, delta-1
Exons: 19
Coding region: 1-3078 (1025 amino acids)
Biological process (GO): synaptic transmission, glutamatergic; monoatomic ion transport; modulation of chemical synaptic transmission
Cellular component (GO): postsynaptic membrane; plasma membrane
Molecular function (GO): glutamate-gated receptor activity; transmitter-gated monoatomic ion channel activity involved in regulation of postsynaptic membrane potential
Source: RefSeq, a predicted model, not a curated record